UUCAUGCGUUACAGGUUUAGUGUAAUUGCAAUACGCUUUCAUAAUGUUAUCAGUAUCAUUAAUUGUAUAUUUUAAUCGAGUAAAUUACUCCCGUAUUUUCCCCUGGCCGCUCUCGGAAGUCUGUACACUGCACUAAACUUAGCCAGGAUUUCCGGCUCCUUUGCAUUUGCCCCUCUGCUGUUUUGUUUCCGUUUCUUCCAUUUCCGUUUCAAAGUUUUCCAGAUUCUAAGUUUCAGAGUGUAUUUAAAUCGACAUUUAAAUCAGCUAUUUAGUGAAUUAUGUGUUUUAGUCUGUAUGAUUUGUGUAUUUCACAUGAGUCCGACCCCGUUUAGCGCAUGCCUCGCCCCUCCACGAAACAUCUUACAAAUAUGCUAGCUAGGAAGCUUUGUAUUGCUUCAACAUUGUAGAGCUAUGCUACACGUAUAUAUUGGUAUCUAUAAUUUUGCGAAAUGUUUACAUUCAGAUGAACUUCAAUUGAUCUAGUGUAAUUCACGAUUUAUCAACUAAUGGCCCACCGCAAGGCCUACGCUUUGGAGAGGCCUCGCCCUCGAAAUAGGUUUGAGCUUGGUGUACAGCCAUGUCUAAAAGUGAAGCAGAGGAGAUGAUAGAAAUUGAGAUUGAUGGUCAGGAGAAACAGGAUUGUCUGGAGGAAGGGAUUGAGGAACAGACCAUCACAUCAGCUGAUCUGAUUCAACAGGACAUAGACAUCAAUGAGCCAAUCGGUAAUCUGAAAAAGCUCCUGGAACCCCGCAUCCAGAUGUCACUAGAUGGAUAUGAGAUCUGUCUACAGGACAUCCAGCUGCAUCCAGACCACAGCCUUUUUGACCAAGGAGUGAAGACAGAUGGCACAGUGCAGCUCAGCCUACAGAUCAUCACCAAACCAGGUGAGGAGAAGUUGAACAUUCUGGAGAUUGUGAAGCCUGUGGAGACAGUGGAGGUGGUGAUUGACCCAGAUGCGGCGGGGGAGGAGGGUACCAUGAUGGAGGACGGACAGCUGAUUGCAGUGGAGCGAUCCUCCCUGUCAGACGACACGUCGGAGCAGGUCACCCGCUGGGCUGCUGCCCUAGAAGGAUACCGCAAAGAGCAGGUCCGCCUGGGGAUCCCCUAUGACCCAGUACAAUGGACGGCAGACCAGGUGAUCCACUGGGCCGUGUGGGUGAUGAAAGAGUUCAGCAUUGAUGAAAUGGAGGUGGGAGGGAUUCACAUCUCGGGUCACAACCUCUGCUCCUUCACCCAGGAAGAGUUCCUGCAGAGGGUCCCCAGUGGAGAGAUCCUCUGGAGUCAUCUGGAGUUGCUUCGCAAAUAUGUGUUGGCCAGUCAGGACCAGUCUGGACAGGAAGCCACAGUCACCAUUGACCAACAGGUACAGAUUAUCCCUGCCGCGGUGCAGACCACGCCUGCCACCAUCAAGGUGCUGAAGCAGAGCCGUGGACCCAGAACGCCACGCAUCUCGGGGGGAGAGGAGCGGAGCUCACCAGGCAACCGCACAGGUAACAACGGUCAGAUCCAGUUGUGGCAGUUCCUGCUGGAGCUGUUGACUGAUAAGGAUGCCAGAGACUGUAUCUCCUGGGUGGGUGAGGAGGGGGAGUUCAAACUCAACCAGCCUGAACUGGUGGCCCAGAAAUGGGGCCAGCGCAAGAACAAACCCACCAUGAACUAUGAGAAACUCAGCCGAGCUCUCAGGUAUUACUACGAUGGUGACAUGAUUAGCAAGGUGCAGGGCAAGCGCUUCGUCUACAAGUUUGUUUGUGACCUGAGGACUUUGAUUGGCUACAGCGCAGCAGAGCUCAACAACCUGGUGACAGAGUGUGAACAGAAGAAGCUGGCCCGCAUUCAGCUGCAUGGGAUUGGCCAGCCUAUCACCACGGUGACGCUGGCCACCUCUGCCACGGACAGCUAGGGGGGAGGAGAGGGGAGGGGGGGGGGGGCUGGGGCUCCAAGACUGCUCCUGAUAGAAGAUUCCCUUAGGCACAGAUCUAGGAAAGUGGAAAUGAUCACCUGUCCUUGUGUCAAUGGGCAACUUUGUCCCACUCCUUUGGGUUUAGUUGGAGAUGGGCUGUGGCAUUUGGAAGGUUAUUUUCUUAUUUUAACCAGGAGGGAGAGGUUUGUUGGACUGGAGGGAGUGUCUGGAAUGAGUGUGACAUUAUGGAUAAUGUGUGCAUGAGUGUUUGAGUGGUGCGUAUGUGUUGGAUAAUAAAAUGAACUUUGCAUUUUUUUGUUCCUUUAUCUCCAGCUUAGUAUCGUUUCCAUUGUAUAUACCGGUACUGUUUUUGAUAGCCAUAAGGGCAGUGUAUUUUCAUAUUUUCCAUUUAUAAAGGAUCUGUUUUGUAUUUUAUUUUGUGUUUCCCUGAUGAGCUGGACCUUUUCUGUCCACCAGGGGGAAUAAAGUGCCAGGUGUUUUCCUAAAGA
Molecule: messenger RNA, 2409 nt
Organism: Esox lucius (northern pike)
Lineage: Eukaryota; Metazoa; Chordata; Actinopteri; Esociformes; Esocidae
Gene: gabpa
Product: GA binding protein transcription factor subunit alpha
Exons: 10
Coding region: 578-1900 (440 amino acids)
Biological process (GO): regulation of transcription by RNA polymerase II; cell differentiation
Cellular component (GO): nucleus
Molecular function (GO): DNA-binding transcription factor activity, RNA polymerase II-specific; sequence-specific DNA binding
Source: RefSeq, a predicted model, not a curated record